GGAGGGAUGGGAAGGGAAAGGAAAAGAAAGGCGCCGCUUCCGCCACGGCGGGGCGGGCCCGGGCGGAGAGCGGCGGCGCGGCCGGGCUGGCGAGGCGAUGGAAGCGAGUCCCAUCGUGACGUCCAAGCAGCGAGAGGAGGUGGUGCACGGGGUGCCCACCGAGGUGGUGUGCACAGCCUUCUCCAACUCGGUGCUCGUGGUGGUCACACAGUACGGCAAGAUGGGCACCAUCGUCUACGUGGACCCCAACACCAUCGGCGACAACGUGGGCAGGCCCUCGCUCACCACCAAGGUGCUGCUGGGCAAGGAUGAGCCCCUCGUUCAUGUCUGUGCCAAAAACCUGGUGGCAUUUGUGUCACAGGAAGCCGGGAACAAACCUGUUCUCCUCGCCAUGGCUCUAAAGGACAAAACCAUGGAAGGAAUACAGGCCCUACGAGAAGUGAUCCGAAGUUGCCAAGUGUGGUGAAGUUGUGCCAUCUGGAUUCAAGGAAAUGAUCCUGAGCCCAUGACUCAUCACCACCUAGUUGAAAGGACUAGAAAUGAAAAUGAUGGAAUGUCUUUGUGGUGGUUUUGGACGUCCUGAGGAAUUUCAUGAAUUUUUCUCUACUGUGUAGAACGUUUGUGGGUUUUAUUACUGGGAUAGGUUUGCAAGUCCAUAUAGACAGUGGUGAGACGAGAGCAAUUGUCUCAACAAAGGAGAGAAGUGCUACUUUUAUCAUGUUGGGUGGGUCAUUUAUUUGGGAAAGGGCUCGGCUCUGCUCAUGUGUCCUGAGGAGCAGCAGAUGCCAAGCUCUGUAGCUGUGCCAUACCACAAAGGGGGAACACCCAGUGCAGAGGGAAUAAAAGAAACAUUGUCAAAUCAAAUUUUACCUGUUUUCUUUUUUGCUCUGUGAGAAUCACUUCAAUUGAAAUACAAGCUUUGGUAAAAAAUCAACAGUUGUAUAAUGGGAAAGGUUUUCUUGCCUUUUUUUAGGAAAUGAGUCCUAGAUGGCUGCUUUUGUCCUUAUGUCCAUUCUUUUCUGGAUGUAGUCUGAAUUCAUUUUCUACUUUCACUCUGAUUUUAAAGAGAGGCAGAUCAUGAUGCUCUGCAAAUUUCAUGCAAGCUGAUGUCAGGGUGGAAGACAGGAACCCAAAAUAGUGGUAAGAAAAUAAUCUCUGCCAAUGGAUUACAUGGUACCAAGACACUGGAGAAACAGAACAUCCAUAGGCUGAUGACCUGCAAUGAGUAUCUGUCUUAGGAGAUGUGGGGACAGAUGGUUUGAGGGGUUACACAGGGUUGUUGUUUCUGCCAAGUCAUUUACAGAAGGUGUCAGAUUAUGUUGUGUGAGCUGAUGCAAAGAUUAAUAACCAAACUUUUGCCUUUUGCUUGGAAAGCACAUUUGUUUUUACCUCUUGUAAUAAACAACAACAAGUAGUAA
Zonotrichia leucophrys gambelii is the source of this 1418-nucleotide messenger RNA. RefSeq names its product proteasome assembly chaperone 3 (gene PSMG3). Bases 98 to 466 code for a protein of 122 amino acids. The record is from RefSeq and is a predicted model, not a curated record. NCBI's taxonomy places the organism in Eukaryota, Metazoa, Chordata, Aves, Passeriformes, Passerellidae. Gene Ontology annotation, biological process: proteasome assembly. The transcript is spliced from 3 exons.